AUGAGGCUGGUUCUAGUCAAACCCACCAAUGCAACGCGUCGGCUUGAUUCAACAGGAGACGCUUGCAACGACCGAGACCCCGAUCACUGCAACUCAAGAGGGCAGUUCCUACCAGACAAAGCCCCUGAGGUCAUGCAGUAUCGCUACUCUGGAACUGCCCUCCAGCACCAAACAUCAGUACCAGAGCAGAGCACUAACAGCAUGUCCCCUUUAACUUCUCUGCCACUGGCUACCCCGAAUGGAGUCGCUCCACCAAGGAAAUCGCCACCAUUAAAAACACGUUGCACUACACUUUCACAACUGAGCAAUCAAGAUCUCCUCCGCUUUUGUAGCCAGGUGGGCGGUACUCUUGAACUGCAGUGUGGAAGCCCACUCAUGGCCGAGUGGCAUGGGACCACGGUGGGACGUUCUGAUGAGGACUGUGGCUCUGUUCACUAUUCUCCUAGCACAAAACAUGGUUCAGGGUUGGCAGGUUUCCAGCCACGAUCAAAGCAGGGCUUCUUGAAGGACUGCCUCUCCACAUUUCCCAAGAAGGGCACUCCUCCUUCUUUGCAGUAUACUCACUCCUAUCCUCAGAACACCCUGGUCUCAUCGUCAUCCCAGUUUUUCAGGCAGGAACCAAAUCAAGAGGAUCCCUCAACAGAGACUGUCGAUCACCAGCAGGAUCAUUUCACAUCCCGAUGCAGAGGAGAAGACUGGCUGAAGGAGUAUAGUCAAUGGCAGCAGACCCAUAAUCAUUUCAAGCUUAAAGAGCAUAACCUACCACCAGUCUCAACUACUGAAAAACCAGAACCUUCGCUCAAUAUACCUAUGAAUGGCAAUGAGUCAAGUGAAGUUAGGCAGCUCUUUGUUUUGUCUCAACCUCAAGACCAGCAGCUACCUCCCAUAGAAAUGCAACACCAAUGGAUGUUAAGGAGUGGUUUACCUAGCUGCUGUGCCAAUGAAGAUGGAGUACAUUGUGGGAGCCAACAACCUUCCUUACACCAGCAUCAAGACCCUGAAUGGCAGCAUUGUUGUGAUCAUUUUAGCACCCUAAAAUGCCAUCAGUUUUCUCUCUACCCAUCCAUCAGCAGCAGCCCACGAGUGAGGAACGCUUCCGGUAGCCAUCGGUGGCCGGAGAACCAUAAUCUAGUGGGAAAAAGGCAACGACAAAGAGAGCAGCAGGUACAUCCUCAUACCAAAAAGGUUGGUCAUGUUGGAUUGACGCCUUCCCUGUCCAAGAGCAGUAGCCCACUCCUUCCCGACACAGUUGUGACCAGUGCUAAAUACAGUGGGGAUGUUGGGAGACUCCUGAGCAGCCUUGGAGCUUCGCCACCAAACCUUUCAGAGCUGGACUCAGAGAGACAAGAGCCCCUCCAGACACUCCAAAGGUCCGUCUUGGAGGAGGUGUUCUCGAAAGGCUUCAGCGAGAACAACAGUAAGGCCAACAGUGAAGGAGCAAGAGACGCGCCACAGAAGAGGACCAAGGAUAUUGGCUAUAGAUUGAGCCAGCGUAGGGCGCUCUUUGGAAAGCGCAAACAGUUGAGCGACUAUGCCUUGAUCUUUGGGAUGCUUGGAAUCGUCAUCAUGGUGAUGGAGACGGAACUGUCCUGGGGGGUUUACACGAAGGUAAGAAAUGUCUCUAUUGCAGUGGAUUGAUAAUAAUAAUGUAAGCUAGCAUUGGUAAAACAGGACUGAUUCAAAAGAGGGGAUUUCUUAUCUUAAUUGUCUGUCUUCUCUGUAGGAAUCCUCAUACUCAUUUUCUCUGAAAUGCCUUAUCAGCCUUUCAACUGCUAUAUUACUCGGACUAAUCAUGAUGUACCAUACACGGGAAAUACAGGUGAUAUGCCACCAUCCCCAUCUCUACAAUAUUACUACAGUUUUCCCCCUUGCUCUUAUUUUCCCAUUGACUAAAUCCCCUUGUUCGCCCUACUCUCCUUACACACAGCUCUUCAUGGUGGACAAUGCAGCUGAUGACUGGAGGAUUGCCAUGACAUAUGAGCGGAUCUUCCUGGUUCUGCUGGAGCUGCUGGUCUGUGCCAUCCACCCCAUUCCGGGCCAGUACGUCUUCACCUGGACAGCCCGGCUGGCCUUCACCUACACGCCCUCAGUAACCGAUGCCGACGUCGACAUCGUCCUCUCCAUCCCCAUGUUCCUCAGGCUCUACCUGAUCGGUCGCGUCAUGCUGCUGCACAGCAAGCUCUUCACAGACGCCUCGUCGCGCAGCAUCGGCGCACUCAACAAGAUCAACUUCAACACGCGCUUCGUCAUGAAGACUCUCAUGACCAUCUGCCCCGGCACCGUGCUGCUGGUCUUCAGCGUCUCCUGUUGGAUCAUCGCAUCGUGGACAGUGCGCGUCUGUGAGAGGUACAGGCUCCGCCCCCAACACAGUAGGCCAUUCCACUAGCACUGCAUCACUCCUACCCAGUACAUUUCACACUGAAAAUCCUUAUUUGAGAUCAUGAGAGAUUACGGCCUCUCAAGUCUUGAUUAUGGCUCUACUUUGCCUCUCUGCUUGAUAUAGUUCAUACAUUUCUAUAUGUUUAAUUAUAUAAGAUGUUAAUAUACCGUAGGAAAAACCCACUGGGCACAGACGUCAAUUCAACGUCUACUUUUGACUGACAUUUGGUUGAGUUAUCAAUUAACCAGGAAUUCAAUGUGAAAUCAACAAAACAAUUCACCCCGUCAUUUCAGUUAAAAGUCGGGUGGAAAAAAUACAAAAUUCCCUUAUGUCAGUGACUUUUUGCAAACCCAAUCAGUUUUCCACGUUGAUUCCAUGUCAUCACAUAGAUUUUUUGUUGGGAAACAACAUUGAUUCAACCAGUUUUUGCUCAGUGGGUAGAUACAUGUGUUUAUUAUAACAGGUAUGUUUCUUGUUCCUCCAGAUAUCAUGACACACAGGAAGUGACCAGUAACUUCCUUGGGGCCAUGUGGCUCAUCUCUGUCACCUUUCUCUCCAUUGGUUAUGGAGACAUGGUCCCUCACACUUACUGUGGAAAGGGUGUGUGUCUACUGACUGGAAUCAUGGUAUGUUUCCAACACAUUCCCCAUCCACAAGUGUCAAAAGAGAUCUUUGGCAUUCAGGAUGAGGUAGCUCUAGGGCAUUGUUCCCCAACGGGCGGCCCGAGGAUGAUUUUAUUUGACCCUCCAUGAUUUGAGAAAAAAUAUAUAUAUAUUUUGUUGGACAAAAGACUAAAAACACCAUCAAAUUAGCUCCAAGUGACUUUCAUUUUGGAAAUCUGUUCCAAAGUAUUCCCAAGAGAAAUGUAAAAAUAAAUGUUUGUCAUACCCGUGGUAUACGGUCUGAUAUACCACGGCUGUCUUCCAAUCAGCUUUCAGGGCUCGAACCACCCAGUUUAUAAUAUUGAAUAAAUCAUAUAUAACGACUCUUGAAAAUAUUACUGCCUGUGUCUUUUCUCCCCAGGGGGCCGGCUGCACUGCCCUGGUGGUUGCGGUAGUUGCCAGGAAGUCAGAGUUGACCAGAGCUGAGAAGCACGUUCACAACUUCAUGAUAGACUCUCAGCUCUACAAACGAGUAAGUUGACAUUAGAGGUCUUCAUGGCUACAAAAAGUUGUGCCUGACCUGAACUGGACCUGUGGAUUUACUACCCAAACCUGAUACAUACCGAAUAACAACUUUUUUAUAAAUAGACAUUAUAAAAAAAGAUAAUGCCCCCAAUCAGCAACCCAAUAAGCAAAAUGUUGUCGAAAAGGUAUAUUUGUCUAAUGUUGAAGGCAUGUUCAUUUUCAGUUCCAAGGGCAGGUUUAAAGGACCAGUGCAGUCAACAACGUGAUUUUCCUGUGUUUUAUAUAUAUUUUCACACUAUGAGGUUGGAAUAAUACUGGGAAAUUGUGAAAAUGAUGAUAAUGCCCUUUUAGUGUAAUUGCUGUUUUGGUGGGAUGGAGUUUUGCCAUGCCUGGUGACAUCACCUAUUCAAUUUGUGAACAUAAUCCUGUCCUCUUCAUUACUAUCCAAUUAGUAGAAGGCUUUCGAAGUAGUCCAUUUUCUUCUUCUACUACUUCUAUGAGUUGGCAAACAAACUGAAAGGGUGCACACUGCCACCAAGAGUGUGUUGUUUGAACAGGAAUAAAGCCAAGGUUGGCAAUUUACCUCCACCUGCAGUUAUGGAAUGUUUCCUCACAAGUAUAAUUAAUUGGCUGAUCCCCCUGGUGACCUGGAUGGAAUUAUUAUCAUCAUUCAUUAACCCAUAGGAAGUCCAGUUGACUACUUCAAAAUGGUGAAAGUCCUCAAUGGCGCUGCCCAUGCUAACAGGCUUUUGAGCAUUAGUCUAUCUAUAUCUAUGGGCAAGACAGACUCCACUGCUAGGGCAGUCCACUGUGACAGUCUGCCAUGUCAGCCAGUCUGUCAUGUCUCUGUUUUCUUGAAUGUUCCCACAGGUGAAAAACACAGCUGCCAAUGUACUCAGGGAGACAUGGCUCAUCUACAAACACACCAAAUUAGUCAAGAAGAUCGAUCACGCCAGGGUACGCAAACAUCAAAGGAAAUUCCUGCAAGCCAUUCACCAGUAAGUAGUGUGCCUUUUCAAACCGUUGUUAAAUAAAGAUUAGUUGAUUUGUGUGUAUCGGUAUAUGUUAUAACCCUUACCUUUUCUCUCCAUAACUCUCUCCCUCUCCCACUUCACCUUCCCCUAGAUUGCGCAGAGUCAAAAUGGAACAGAGGAAACUCAUCGACCAGGCUAAUACACUUGUGGAUCUAGCCAAGGUGACUAAGCACCUUCAUCAUCAUCUCUAAUUUAUAGAUUUUUUUCUAAACACUGAUCAUAAGAGUUUGACACACCGUUUUUGCUCCACAGACUCAGAACAUGAUGUACGACCUGGUGUCUGACCUGCAGCGGCUCAGCAAGGAGCUGGAUAGGAGGAUCGGUAGUCUGGACGACAAACUGGACUCCCUCCUAGUCAGUCUGCAGGCCCUACCCAGCCUGCUGUCCCAGGCCGUCACACAGCAGCACAGGGACUUCCUGGAUGGCUUGGCCCCCCGUGUACGGACAGCCUCGAAGGGCUCCGAGGACGAUUGGGUUCCCGCCAGGCGCCAA
This is a messenger RNA of Coregonus sp. 'balchen', 5033 nucleotides long. NCBI's taxonomy places the organism in Eukaryota, Metazoa, Chordata, Actinopteri, Salmoniformes, Salmonidae. The record is from the annotation of a GenBank genome assembly.